This is a messenger RNA of Tigriopus californicus, 1985 nucleotides long. It is a transcript of the gene Abi, whose product is annotated as abl interactor 2-like. Lineage: Eukaryota; Metazoa; Arthropoda; Copepoda; Harpacticoida; Harpacticidae. The transcript is spliced from 2 exons. Gene Ontology annotation, molecular function: SH3 domain binding. The coding region runs from base 148 to 1806 and encodes 552 amino acids. The record is from RefSeq and is a predicted model, not a curated record.
UCAAUCAGUCUCUCUCAUGCCUCUCAUCCCUCAGUUUAGAUAGAACAACCUCCGUUGGGUCAGUGUCAGUGUCCAAUUGGAGCCCAUCGAUCCCCUGGGCCUAGCUUGAGUGUUGAGUGGACUCAGUCGAUUCCGGUGGGUGGCAUCAUGGCUUUGAUGGGGGAGUUGGGCACGCUGUUGAGCACGGAGUUGCCGGAGGGUCGCCAGAACCUCCUGGACAGCUUCACGAACCUGCUGCGCGUGGCUGAGUACUGCGAGAACAACUACGUGCAAGCCGAGAACAAACGCGUGGCCUUGGAGGAGACCAAAGGCUACACCACGCAAUCGCUGGCCUCGGUGGCCUACCAGAUCAACACCCUGGCCUACAACUUCCUGCAGAUGCUGGAUUUGCAAAAUGCCGCUCUCAACGAGAUGGAAAGCCAAGUGAAUCACAUCACGCAAACCGUGAAUAUUCACAAGGAGAAAGUGGCUCGACGAGAAAUCGGCAUCCUCACCGCCAACAAAUCCUCCAACAGGCAAUACAAGAUCAUUGCGCCCGCUAACCCUGAAAGAACGGCCAAAUACGUUCGAAAGCCGAUUGAUUAUUCCAUUUUGGACGACGUUGGUCAUGGGGUCAAGAGUGUGCAACAACAGCAGGUCACGCCCCGCCAACAUCGGCCUUCUACCGCCAGCCAAUACGCCCCCGGCGGGGUCAUGCUUAUGCGGGAGAAUUCUAGCUCGGCCAAUUCAGCCUACGGUAGCUUGGGCAACUUGUCAGGCGGUAGCGUACCGGGAGCCAUGGUGGGCGGACCGGGACCCGCUCCCACUACCAAGCCGCCUACGCCCCCGCAGGCUAAUCGGGGCAAUCCCUACGGGACGUUGAACCGCUCCAAGGAAUAUCGAACCCCGCCUGUGGUGGCACCACCCCAGGUGCCCUCCAAUUAUGCACCCAAUUACCCCAAUCAGCAAUACCGGACCUUGCCGCAUCCCCAGGUACAAAUGGUUCAUCCCGUGCAACAGGAUCAUGAAAAUCGAUAUUCGCGGAAUAUAACCACGAUGCCCCGCUUGAGCUCAAACUCGAUGCGGUCCACGGGCAGUCACAGUAGCUCGGGCGGGGAAUAUGGUCGUAUGGGUGGAACACUGGGCCGUCAAUAUGGACGUGGUAACACGCCACCCACGGCUGCCGCUAGUAGACCUGUCUCAUCGGGCCAGUAUGGCAUUCCCAUGAGUCGGCCCACCCAAAGACCACCCUCUCCACCUCUACCACCCCCACCCAUGGGAUCUGGUAACAACGGCAUGUCACCCUCUGUGGCUCAACAGCAGCAAAAUUACAAUCCCGUGUAUGGCCGACUUAAUUCGAGUGGAGCGGAAUCGAGCACUUCGGGCAUCUACUCGCGUCAAUCAAGCUUGGCCAAUGACCAAAAUUCAUCGAUUUAUAGCUCCCGAAAGAGCUCCAUGAGCUCAGUUCAACAACAGCAGCUACAACUUCAAAUGCAGCAACAACAGAAACAAAUGCAGCUAGCUCGCCAAACGAGUCAAAUGGCCGCCGCUGCGGCUGCCGUGGCCACAAGGCAGCUCUCAAGGCAAUCCUCGCAUACUUCGAGCGUUUUGCCCGUGGAUAGCAACUUGCCCGGAUGGGUACCCAAGAGUUAUUUGGAGAAAGUGUUGGCCAUCUAUGACUACAAUGCCGACAAAGAGGAUGAGCUGAGCUUCCAAGAAGGAUCCGUGAUCUACGUGCUAAAGAAAAAUGACGAUGGAUGGUGGGAAGGCGUCAUGGACGGAGUCACCGGUUUGUUUCCGGGCAACUACGUGGAGGCUAAUCUGUAAAUUUCUCGUUAUGCUUGAAUCACUAUAUUAUUAACGUACAUAAUUCUCCUUUCCAAAUAAUAUGGACCCAACCCUCUUCCAUGGACUAGAAUAGACACUUGCUUUUGUUUGCAAUAUUGAUACGAUAUGUAGUAGCCUUCAAUCACAAGAAAGAGCGAAAUAAAGAUCAUUGAAUCCAA